CUGACUGAUUCCCUCUCAGAGCAAACCUUCUGCCGGCUGAUCAGACUGUUGCUCUUCCUCCUGGAGCUGGACGCCAUGCUGGACCCGCAGAGCGACGCCCUCAGCGACGACCACGGCGGUUCAGAAGACGAGGCCUUCCCCCCCCUGCCUCCUCCCCACUCCCCGGGCCUGGGGGGGGCUCAGGAUGAGGACGGCCCGUUCGCAGACGCUGUGUCCACAUUUAACCCCCUAAAACCUGAACCAUCCUCCAUCCAUCCACCCUCCACUCAUCCAUCCAUCUAUCUAAAUCCAUCCAUCCAUCCCACAGGGCCGGACGUGUCCGGUCUGGCUGAUGUUCCGGCUGCUCAGAGGAAAUCGGUGAAGAGGCCUCAGCCCAAACUGGACUCUCAGAGAUGUCAGCAGGGAGGUGAAAAGGAGGAGUUGGGAUGGGUCAGGAGGAGUCGGGAUAGGUCAAGAGGAGUCGGGACGGGUCAGAAGGAGUCGGGACGGGUCAGGAGGAGUAGGUUUGGGUCAGGUGGAGUUGGGAUGGGUCAGGAGGAGUCGGGAUGGGUCAGGAGGAGUCGGGAUGGGUCAGGAGGAGUCGGGACGGGUCAGGAGGAGUUGGUUUGGGUCAGGUGGAGUUGGGAUGGGUCAGGAGGAGUCGGGAUGGGUCAGGAGAAGUCGGGAUGGGUCGGGAGGAGUUGGGAUGGGUCUAUUUUGGGUCUAUUUUGGGCCUUGGCUCCGGCCUCUGACCCGGAGGCUGCUGCUGUUCUCAGGCUGCUGUCAGACAGAGGACUUCCUGCUCUGCGCACGCUGUUUGAGGACGUCCGCUUCAGAGGCAAAGGCCACGAGGCGGAGGACCUGCGGGUGCUGGUGCAGAGGAUGGAGAACUGGGCCCACCGGCUGUUCCCCAAACUGCAGUUUGAGGACUUCAUGGAGAAGGUGGAGAAGCUGGGCGGCAAGAAGGAGGUGCAGGAGGAGGACCAGCAGCCCCCUCCCCCCACAGACUGA
Menidia menidia (Atlantic silverside) is the source of this 990-nucleotide messenger RNA. Lineage: Eukaryota; Metazoa; Chordata; Actinopteri; Atheriniformes; Atherinopsidae. The record is from the annotation of a GenBank genome assembly.